Molecule: messenger RNA, 1497 nt
Organism: Sparassis crispa
Lineage: Eukaryota; Fungi; Basidiomycota; Agaricomycetes; Polyporales; Sparassidaceae
Exons: 1
Coding region: 1-1497 (498 amino acids)
Source: RefSeq, a predicted model, not a curated record
AUGGAGAAUACUGCCGAAGACACACAGUUGGCCGACGUUGACAGCGUCCCAACACAAGUGGCACCAAUUACCCGCCUUGCGACAGAGAUCCUGAUGCUCAUAUUUACAGCGGGAUAUCUCAGUAUCGACCGGGGCCACAAGGAAUUCGUCGACUGCAUUGGAUCUGUAUGCCGGCAGUGGAGGGUCAUUGCGCUCAACACUUCUUUACUAUGGACGCAACUAGAGAUCGACUUCAAUGGCAUCAUAUCAGGGUGUCAUCUCAAUAACUGGUUAUCCCGCUCUCGCCAUCGCAUGCUUGAUCUCCGCUGCCAAUCAUCUUCGCUGGACACUCUGCAUGGACCGCUCCAAACCGUAAUGCACGUGCUCGCCCCCCACAUCGGCCGCUGGCGGGUUAUGCGUUUCUCCCUGAGCGGUAUUAAUGAGAUGUGGGCCGCUCUAUCGGGUUUGCCAUCACAAGUGCCAUCCUUAGAGGUGUUGGGCGUAGGUGUGAGCAACUAUUCUCCCCUGUUCGAAGAGGCCUACAAUUGGAACAUUCGUGCCCCGAGACUACGCCGAUUGGUCUUCUACGGUAUUCCGUGCUUUCCAUUCGGUUUCUCGUUCCACCAGCAUUUUCCAGCAUUGACAAGAGUCCAUCUGAGAGGAUUAACCGUGUGUAGGUUAUUGGGACCGGGUCGUCAUGAGCCCUUGGGCGUGCUGAAGGCCCUAGCUACCCUGCAUCACUUGGAAUAUCUCUGCAUCGCCAGUGCGGGAAUAGACCUCAGCUGGCGCAACUACAGGAUCCCACCGCGUUCUGAACGAGCAAUCCUACCGGCAUUGAAGAGGUUCCAAUUUCAAGCUCUGCAGUUCGACUGUAUUGUUGCAUUCAUGAACUCCAUGGAGGCUCCGCUAUUGGUGUCCAUCUUGUUCACCAGUCCUAACCCGUAUCGUAAUGAUGGGAUUCGGUUUGGCAGCAUCUGCCCCGUCAAGCGCAACCAUUAUCGCCACUUUCCCGUACUUCAGAGGCUCACGGUGUAUUGCAACAACAGUUACGUAGUGGACGACCCGUACUUGAUGCACUUUAUUGGCAUCUUCAAGUUCAAAAAGGUGUCGUUUGUGGAAUCUGGUAAAAAGAUGUGGAGGCUUAUUCAGCUCGCUGGUUGCAAAGAGGCCGGGGUGGCGAUGAAAUCUUCUCGGCUGAUUGGUGUGGAGAUUCACUCUGAAAAUCUUCCUGUUCCUGUCGCUGGGCUCCGUCAACUUGUCGUCGGGCGUCGUCAUUCGAGCAACACCAACUCUUCCCAGUCGCAGCCGGCUACGAAUAAGGGCGGCCAGCGGUUUACUCCGCUCGAGGAAAUUCAUGUCUGCACAUCUACGCCUUUAGCAGAGGUAGAUCGCACGUGGUUCACAAAGAGGAUGGACAUGGAACAGUUCUCAUGGUCUGAUUCUCGUGCGUGCGUGGCGCAGGGGAAGCAUUUUAACGAUCGUCUUGGCUGGCUGAGGAUGACUUUUGCACCUGCAUGA